Molecule: messenger RNA, 753 nt
Organism: Ipomoea nil (Japanese morning glory)
Lineage: Eukaryota; Viridiplantae; Streptophyta; Magnoliopsida; Solanales; Convolvulaceae
Product: B3 domain-containing protein Os01g0234100-like
Exons: 2
Coding region: 22-597 (191 amino acids)
Source: RefSeq, a predicted model, not a curated record
AAAUCCAACAUAAUAUUCAUUAUGACUGAACCAUGCAUGCAUAACUUUUUCUGUUAUUAUAUUCCAGAGGGUUUAUUGGUGGAAGGGGAUGCAAUUGAGGAAAAUAUUCUGGGAAUUGAAGAUGCUGCAGAUCCGUGUCUGAACGGUGGCAGAUAUAUAGAGAAUGUGGUUGAAUUCUCACAAGUGAAAAGCUUCGAGGAUUUCAACGUCGUUGUCAACAACUUAGACAUAGAUUCUAAGAUCUCCGAAGACACCAGGCUCAAGUACUAUGAGCUAUGCCGCAGUCGCAACGCCUAUCUUCAUGAGCUUGAAGAGCCCGGGUUGAACUACACUCUAAUCGCCGGGUCGAUAAUAGAAACCGUGAAAAUCGCGGAUGGGAUCAAAGGUGCCACGCUCGCAACGGGGCGUGAUGUUUUGGAAGAAUGGGACAGAAUUCUGAGAGGGAUGGGGUAUUUUGGCAUGGAAGUGGGGUUCUUGAGGGCCAGGAUAAGCGAGCUGAUUAGGCUUCGCGAGGCGGCUGAAACUGUUGCCAGAAAGGAGAAAGAUAAAGCCACAGCUGAGGAGAUCUUCAAAAAUGUUGCCAGUGCUGAUUGGUGAAAAGCAUUCUUCUAUAGUGCUGCUUUUGAGGGCUUUAAAUUGUUAAAACUGCUUGUAAACAUUUAUAGAGCUUUACUUCUAGCAAGAUGAAUUUUUGAAACAUUGGGUUUGAAAUAUUUUAUAUAAUGUGUUUGAAAUAAUUGUUCAUUGUGUUUU